This is a messenger RNA of Pogonomyrmex barbatus (red harvester ant), 3096 nucleotides long. RefSeq lists its product as uncharacterized. The record is from RefSeq and is a predicted model, not a curated record. Gene Ontology annotation, cellular component: cytoplasm. Gene Ontology annotation, molecular function: glucose-6-phosphate 1-epimerase activity; carbohydrate binding. Gene Ontology annotation, biological process: carbohydrate metabolic process. Lineage: Eukaryota; Metazoa; Arthropoda; Insecta; Hymenoptera; Formicidae.
CGUCGAGCGGCCGGCCGGCGGCGCAUUCACGAUUCAAACAUGGCAGCGGCUACCAGCGUUGUCGUGCUCGACAGGGGCAACAACACCACCUGCACCAUCAAUUUACACGGAGCCACCGUGGUGUCCUGGCGGGUGAAUAACCAAGAACAGCUGUUCGUCAGUAAGCAAGCUGUGUUCGACGGGAAGAAGGCGAUUAGGGGCGGCAUACCAUUCGUCUUUCCACAAUUCGGAGCAUGGACGUUCGGACCACCCCACGGCUUCGCCAGGAUCAUUCGUUGGAACGUGGAGAAGUCACCGGAGCGAUUGCCCAGCGGGGACAUCGAGGCGAUAUUCUCGAUAAUGGAUAGCGAAUUCACGCGAUCACUGUGGAACUCGCAGUUCAGGCUAACGUACAGGCUAAUACUGCGUGAGAAGGAGCUGCACUUCAACAUCGGCGUGUACAACCCCAGCAGAGAAGACACCUUCAGCUUUAAUCUGCUCUUACACACUUAUUUCAAGGUGCCCGAUGUUAGGAGAUGCCAAAUCACGGGGUUGCACGGCUGCACGUUCGUCGACAAGACCAGGGACAACCAAAUCUUCCAAGAAGGCCGGGAUGUCGUCACGGUGUGCGAAUGGACCGACCGGAUCUACCAGAACACGCAGCCGGAGCAUAUCAUCACGAAUGUCGUUUCCGGUAGGAAGAUGCGCGUGCAAAAGUACAACUUUCCCGACACGGUCGUCUGGAAUCCAUGGCAGGAGAAGGCACGCGACAUCCCGGACUUUGGCGACGACGAGUUCCCGAACAUGAUUUGCGUGGAGAGCGGACACGUCAGUAGUCCGGUUAUACUGUUGCCAGGAACGGCCUUUGAGGCGAGCCAGAUAUUACAGGUGAUGUGAGUAGAGAGUGGACCGACGUCGCACGUCAAUGCCGGAGGCGGUACCAACGCGCUGCUUCCGACGUCCUCGGCAUCGUCCGCGGUCUGGCCAGCCGGCACGGGGUGGCUUUACAUGCCACCCCCGCCGCCACCGCCACCGCCACCGCCGCCACCUCCGCCACCCCCGCCGUCGCAUCCGUCGCAUCUACACUCGCAUUGCGUUGCCCAGACCUGCACGAUAUGCUCUCUGAAUCUUUAGGGAAUCUUUAAACCCAAGAUGAAGUCUGCAAGUUGUGUGAGCCCUCAGAAUAUUUUUCGCUUCUCCCUCGACAAGUCAGUUUCUCGAAAUUUCGAAAUCUGAGGCAUCGUACGAUGGAGAAUGUAUCAUUUUUUUUUCUUCCGUCGAAGAAACGGUGAUUCGUGCAGCAAAGACAUGCAACAUAGUUAAUUUUAUUAAAGAAUCUAUCUUUCUUUAUCUUUUGACGACUUUCUUUACGCUUCGUUCGUGCUUUACGAUAAGAAUUACGAUAAAAAAAAUUCAAAACGAUCAAUUAAAUACGCGAAUGUAAGAAAUUAAUUGAUCUCUUUUUGUUUUUCACACUGUCCAAGUAACAAUCGGAUAAAUUAUAAAAUUUAUAAAUUAAUAAUCAAUCAUCGCUGCCCUCGUUCGUUUCGAUGAAAAACGAAAUUGACAUUAUUUUAUUUGCAACCUUUAUCUUUUGUUUAUUAAAAACAUUGAAAAAAUUGUAAAGACAUACUUGCAUAGAUAUUACGCGAAAGAGGAUUUUUGUCUUUUCUUAGGUUUUUAAAGAAUGUCAUCCUGGAAAAACGAGUGAAAAUACAAUUCUCAAGUAACAUGCGUGUCCAAAAGAUAUCUCAAAGAUGUCUUCAAGAUGUUUUAGCAUAUCUUAGAUCCGCCAAUGUUUUGUGAAAUUCACUCGGUCCGUCACAAACAUUUUCAUACAUUCCAUACAUAAAUGGCAAAAGAAAUCUACGUCCCGUACUUUUAACUCAUCACGUUUAGAUAUUACCACGCGAUGUAUUGUUUAUAGAUGUAGAUUGGCAUUAGGUAUGUAAGCGAUUUUGUUAAAUUUACGCGCGAUAAAACUUUCCCUAUAGGAUUUUCAAGUAUUAUGAUGUAGUUACUCGUUCGUUCCGAUAAACGACAAUUCGAUCUAGUUUACUCGACAUACAAGAUGUAUAUUUGAAAUUAGCAAAUAGCCGGAAAUGCACUUGGUAAAACAUACUUUGCGUUAUAUGAGCUAUAAUAAAAAACGUUCUCGAAACAUUUUAUGUAUAUACAUAUACAUAUACAUUCACUUUUUAAAAAUGUUUCAAGGCACUAUACUUAAUUAUUUUCUUCAAAGGCAAAAGGUCUGGCUUUUUAAGUACAUUUUUUUACUUGCUUAAGUUCAUUACAUGUACAAACUGCUAGAGAGGAUUUUUAACAACAUUUUAAUUCAAUUAAUUUUUAACUCAAUUUUUUAAUUCCUGUGCUAUAUUGUAUAGCUUAUAUAAAUUUAAAUAUUCAAUAUCUCCAUAUGUAUAAUUAAGAAGUUCGUGAGAUUUGAACAUCUUUCCUAUUGCAUAUUAAACGGAAAAUAAUUCUGAAGUACAAAGCAUUUGCUAUAUUUUAAUUAGAAAAUUAGUUAUAAAGCGAUAAAGGGAUGUUGCGAAAAAUAAUUGGAUUAGAUUUGUCAAAUUUAUUUAAAGAGGAAAAGAUUUUUCUCUUGUAAUUUUAUAAUUUGUUAGCAUAAGAGAGAAGCAAUUUUUAUAUAAUUUUCCAAAACAUUACGGAUAAACGCUUUACAGCAUUAUACUGCAGUGUGCGUGAAUUUGUUCAACUUGCAAUAUAUAAUUUACUUAUGAACAAUACAAAUAUGGUGCUAUUGUUACAAAUAUAGUGUUGUAAUGAUAAGUCGCAAACACACACACACACACACACACACACACACACACACACAAACUAGAUAGAAGCUCAGUCGGCAUUUUUCCGUAAUGCUGCAAUUUUAAACGUAAUCGCUCUUCAGAAUUUUUGAAAUUACUGUCCUGAAAAUAUCGCAUUUGUUUAUGUGCAAGAAGAAACGUUGCAUCAUCGAAAUAGACAUAUAAGUAAAUAUUUACCAUAACAUAUUGAUUAUAAUAUUAUCAUAAAAAUUACAUGUGUAUACGGAGAACUUUGUAAAAACAUUGACUAUUUAACAAGAAGACAAAGGAAAUAGAAACAACAUUUUACCGCCCA